This is a messenger RNA of Aphanomyces astaci, 912 nucleotides long. RefSeq lists its product as hypothetical. The record is from RefSeq and is a predicted model, not a curated record. Lineage: Eukaryota; Oomycota; Saprolegniomycetes; Saprolegniales; Verrucalvaceae. The coding region runs from base 1 to 912 and encodes 303 amino acids. The transcript has 3 exons.
AUGCCUGCACUUUCUGGACCUGCAGCCUCGAGCGGAGCUAACCGCAAUUCACUGGACUACAAUAAAGUCAUUCGUGGGUUCACUGCUGCUGCUAAGCAGCACACCAAGGCUGCAUUUGUCCCGCCCCCAGCAGACGCCAUCGAAGCGAUCCUAUUGGAGCUCUCCAAGCCCAAAAAGGAUCGCGUCGACAUUCUCGCAACGAUCAACCUGGCUAGGCCCUACACCCCUAAGGUGGCCAUGGCUCGUUUCACGCUCGGCGUCGAUGUAGUUUACCACAGCCAUCGUGCUGUCAUUCCUGGGACUGGGUGCCACACGAACGCAUGGCGUAUCUAUUUCUCGGACGCGGCUAUCCCUGACCAACUGCGGAUCAAUGGAGAACCAAUCAACCAAAUUAAAUACCAGCGAUUCGACUACCGUGUGUACUUCAAAGUAACUAAAGGGACUCCAUUCCAUGGGAUUAACGGAGUCUCGUCGCACUGUGUGGACAUCGAAGUAAAGCGCCCACACGAGGAAGCACCGGACGAUCAAACUGUUAACACCCCUGGCCCAAAAUCGUCGGUAAUUGGAAAUGCCAUAACGGUCACGUCAAAAAAGGCCAAAAAGGGCACCAAGCCUAUGCAACCAAAUAAAAACGUUGCGCUCACCGAGAGUAUUACCUCAGAAAUUCCGCCUCCACUUCGGCAAUUCGAUUCGACGCUUCAGCAGUCUAUUCGACCCGAAAAUUCCACCGGCGCUAUCGGGCCAGUCACUAGCGAAUACGAAAGCGUGUUCGAGGAUGAUGCGGAGGCUGGCAUCGACACUGAGGACACAUUCAUGGACAACAAUCAGUCCGUGGAAGUGGACGAAACGCAAGGAACCGACUCGCUCACCGCCAAAACCACUGGCGGAAUAUGCGACGCCGAAUUUCUUUGA